UAGGUUUUCUUGGAUGCUCUAUUCAACUCCAUACAUUUUAUUUCUCAAAGAUCCCGCAGGACCUCUUUAGACCAAUGCCUUAGGUUUUAAAUUGCUUUCCAGAACCUGCACACAAUCCGUUUAUAUUGGUGCAGUUUUUUUUUGCUUCAAUAGAAGUUAAACCUCAUCUUCCUAAUCCUCACAAAUCUUCACCUGAUAUCAAGUUACAAGGGCCGUCUGAACCCUUGUGCGUACGUGACAGAAAGCAAGAGCCACCAUGUCCUCCAUUCUUCCCUUCACACCCCCGGUCGUGAAGCGCCUCCUGGGAUGGAAGAAGACUCCKGCCGGGRGUGGAGGAGCGGGCGGAGGAAUCGGUGGAGUCGGGGAGCAGAACGGAGGAGGACAGGAGGAGAAAUGGUGCGAGAAAGCUGUGAAAAGCCUGGUGAAGAAGCUGAAGAAGACCGGCCAGCUGGAUGAGCUGGAGAAGGCCAUCAGCGCACAAAACAGCAACACAAAAU
Molecule: messenger RNA, 497 nt
Organism: Poecilia reticulata (guppy)
Lineage: Eukaryota; Metazoa; Chordata; Actinopteri; Cyprinodontiformes; Poeciliidae
Source: RefSeq, a predicted model, not a curated record